AUGCUAGAUGAUAAACUGUUUCCUGAAUUGGGGAACUGCAUGGAAGAUGGUAUGAUAGGAGAGGAUGUCCAAGAAGAAGAUCAAAAUGGAUGCGGUCACGGGCAGCCUUUAUCAGAUGGAAAGGAGUUUGGGGAGAAGAAGCCGAGCCUUGGUUCCACAAGCUGGUAUGUGGGUAUAUGGCACUACAAACUGCCUAAGGAAGUUCUAUGGGUUGCGAACAGAGACAACCCACUCUCCGACCCCAUUGGAAAGCUCAAGGUAAUUAACUCCAACCUUGUCCUCCUUGACCAAUAUGGCACCCGUGUCUGGUGGACCAAUGUGACUAGUACAAAUCUGAACAAGACGCCACUAGUUGUUGAGCUUCUUGACAGUGGAAAUUUAAUAUUGAGAUACUCCGACAAUAACAACAACUCAUAUGAGUGGCAGAGUUUCGAUUUUCCGACAGAUACUUAA
Brassica napus (rape) is the source of this 453-nucleotide messenger RNA. RefSeq names its product S-locus-specific glycoprotein S13. The record is from RefSeq and is a predicted model, not a curated record. The transcript is spliced from 3 exons. Bases 1 to 453 code for a protein of 150 amino acids. Lineage: Eukaryota; Viridiplantae; Streptophyta; Magnoliopsida; Brassicales; Brassicaceae.